CCGGUCGGACAGCGUUUGGAGUCAAGUCACCUGAAUGAAGAAAUGGAGGACUAGUUUUUAUCAAAGCGAGACAGAGAAGGAGAGUUAAAGUGAAAGCGAAGAAGGAGAAGAGAAAACAAGCUCCGGGUGCUAAGUCCACGCGACGACUGUCAACGUUUGACAUCAAUAGUUUCGUUCAUUUUUUCCCUCCGCCGUUGUCUGUUUUUUGUCGGACUUUCAAACACUUCUCAAAGUUUUUGUUUUGACGCAAAGACAGGUUGGUGCAGACUGUAGUCGUGUCAAGUUUGGUGUCCCAGUUUGGAGGCAGGCUGUCCCGGGACGGACGCACACAUCUGUAAUAACAGAUACCGUCAAAGCGACACAGAUACAAGCCCCGGGGGAGGAGGACUGAGCGUGUCACCAUGCCUGUGCGCCAAAAAGAUGCACAGCGAGCCCUGGAGCUUCUCCAGCAGUACCGGACCAAACUUGACCAGAGACAGCAGCACCAGAGGCGGACCAAACAGGGCCCUGUGGAGGAAGACUCCCAGCUGCAGCAGUCUCUGGACAGAGUCAUCAAUGUCUUCCAGAGUCAGCUCUUUAGUGCUCUGCUUGACAUUCAGGAGUACUACGAGUUGACCAUCCUUGCUGAUAGCAAGAGUUCGGUGGACCAGACACAUGUUCCACAGAGCCCCUGUGCCUCCUAUAACCUGCCAGUAGAGCUCUCAGCCCAGCAGCAGCCCCACUCUGUUCCCUUGAGCCCACAGGCUUCUGGAGGGUCACCCCAGCCAAAACCCCUGACCCCUAGACCCAAGUCAGUCAAGUCCCAUGCUGCUCCACUCCCAUCCGGGACUCCUGCAGCAAAGCCAUCUUCCCCUACAUCACAGCCCAUUGCACCUGACUUACAGCCAGCAAAGGUCAAGUACCGUGCUCCUCUGCCUCCCGUCGAUCCUGGAGCCUCCAAAUUACUGGCAUCGGAGACUUCUUUGCCCGCCUCUCCCUCUUCUCCCAUAUCCCCCGCAGUCACACUGAAUGGUGUAGAAACCCCCACUGGCUCCAUAAAAACACCUCCUGGAGCUUCACUGAAUGGAGCAAAGCCACGCCUUACUGCAACCAUCUCCAAUAUUUCUUCAGGAAGCUCCACCACUUCUGCUAAUCCACACAGCGACUCUCCAGAUCUCAACCUGGUGACUGUCUCAGCCCUCGUCUCCAGCACCAUCCAAGGCUUAGUGUCUCCAACCACUCCGAGCAAACUUACCCCCACCAGCACCACUCCUAUCACCAGCCCCGGAUUCAACAGAGUCACAGAUGCUAGUCCGGUCUCUACAGCUCUUGAGACCAACAGGGACCCAGACUUGGGCAAAGUGACUCCCAGCAUGAGUCCAACCAGCCCCAACCAGGGAAAAUUUACCUUCAGCAGCCGCAGCCCCACAGGUCCUCCAGGGCCUUUGACUAAAGGGCCAGGUCUGAGUCCAACCAGCCCCGGGCCAGCGAAAGUCACCUCCACUAGCCCUAUCUAUGGUCCAGCCAGCCCCAGGCCUGUGACAAGUCCACUGACCCCCAACAAGAAGUAUCGGUAUCAAGAAGAGGAAGGGGCAUCACCAGGUGCCCCAAAACUCCACCAACAUCCCUGCCAUCAGCACCCAAUGGGAGUAGCCAGAGAACUGAGGGACGGAGGGACCCUGGGGAGGGAUACAGGGACCCUGGGGAGGGACGGGGGAACCCUAGGGAGAGAGGGGAGGGAAGUGGGGACCUGGAGGGAAGGGGGAACCUGGAGGAGAGAUGGAGGGGCCGCCGGGACCAUGGAGAGAGAAAGGGAACGAUCACUGGGGAGGGACGGAUCUCUCGGUCGCCACGGUGACCUACGGGGCGCGGAGCUGGUUCAGGUAGCAGAGCGGCAGCUGUCUCAGAUUCAGCAUGUUCACGGAUACGUCACUCACACACACAUCACGCCCGCUCAGGUAGAAUCACCUGAGGUUCCCUUUGAUGACGAGGCGUGGCCUCACCAAGAGGGAGAGAGGCUGAAUGAAGUCCCAGCCCCGCCUUUCUCCUCCCUCUAUUCACACAGUCACUCCUACUACCAGGCCAACCCCCCUCCAGUGGUGGUCAACACCGACAGCGUCGACACCCCCCCAUAUGUCAAUGGAACAGAAGCGGACUAUGAGUAUGAGGAAAUCACGCUGGAGCGGGGUAACUCAGGUCUGGGGUUCAGUAUCGCAGGAGGGACUGAUAACCCUCACAUUGGAGAAGACCCUUCUAUCUUCAUCACCAAGAUUAUACCUGGAGGGGCCGCAGCCCAGAAUGGACGACUCAGGGUGAAUGACUGUAUAGUCCGUGUAAAUGAGACAGACGUCAGGGACGUGACCCACAGCGGGGCUGUGGAGGCGCUAAAGGAGGCAGGAGGUUUGGUGCGACUAUGUAUACGACGCAGGAGGAGCCUCACCGAGAGAAUCAUGGAUAUCAAGCUGGUCAAAGGGCCCAAAGGUUUAGGAUUCAGUAUAGCAGGUGGAGUCGGAAACCAACAUGUCCCAGGCGACAACAGUAUCUACGUGACUAAGAUCAUCGAGGGAGGGGCUGCACACAAAGACGGACGGCUACAGAUAGGGGACAAACUUGUGGCUGUAAAUGCCUCCUGUUUGGAGGAGGUGACUCAUGAGGAGGCAGUGGCUGCCCUGAAGUCCACUCCUGACGUCGUUUACCUCCGCGUGGCCAAACACACCUCCCUUUUUAUCAAUGACAACUUCCCUCCCCCCGACGUCACUAAUUCGUACUCCCCACAUCAAGACAACCAUAUAAGCCCCUACAUGAGCGGCAGCCAGUCUGUAAGCCCCGCCCCUCUGACCACACCCAGAUACUCACCUCUGCCCAGGGCCAUGACUGGAGACGAUGACAUCCCCAGAGAACCCAGGCGGGUGGUGCUCCAGCGAGGGUCAACAGGUCUUGGUUUUAACAUUGUUGGAGGGGAGGAUGGAGAGGGAAUCUUCAUCUCCUUCAUUCUUGCCGGAGGUCCGGCUGAUCUCUGUGGAGAGCUACGAAAGGGAGACCGCAUCCUGUCGGUGAACGGUGUGGAUCUGUCCAGUGCAACACAUGAGCAGGCAGCAGCAGCUCUGAAGAAUGCAGGACAGACUGUUACCAUAGUAGCGCAGUACAGACCUGAGGAGUACAGUCGUUUCGAGGCGAAGAUCCAUGACCUGAGGGAACAGAUGAUGACCAGCAGUGUCAGCUCCAGCUCCACGUCGCUCCGCUCCACACAGAAACGCACACUUUACGUCAGAGCGUUGUUCGACUACGAUGGAAGUGCGUCAGAUCUGAGCGCGCCCAAUCAGGCCCUGCCAUUUCAUUUCGGGGAUGUCCUGCAUGUUAGCAGCGCCGGCGAAGAGGAAUGGUGGCCCGCCCGUCACCUCAGCCCCCCGCCUCCAAACUGCCCUGAAGUCGGAGUCAUCCCCAGCCGUAGGAGGGCAGAGAAGAAGGAGAGGUCGAGGCUAAAGACGGUCAGAGUAACAAGGUCUCAAGACAGAUCGGAUCAGGAUGAUAAAGAGCUGGUAACCUCUGGCACCAGCGAUAGUGAGAGUAGUUCCUCUGGCCAAGAGGAGACCCUCCUCACCUACCAACCUGUCAUGCAGCAGGAAGUUAAUUACACGCGGCCAGUCAUUGUGCUUGGACCAAUGAAAGAUCGGGUCAAUGAUGACCUCAUCUCAGAGUUCCCUGACAAGUUUGGCUCCUGUGUCCCACACACAACGCGGCCGCGGCGAGACUACGAGGUAGACGGCAGAGAUUACCACUUCAUGUCCUCCAGAGAACUCAUGGAGCGAGAGAUUCAGGAACAUAAGUUCAUAGAGGCUGGACAGUACAACAACCACCUGUAUGGAACCAGCAUACAGUCUGUCAAAGAAGUCGCUGACAAGGGUAAACACUGUAUACUGGAUGUAUCAGGGAAUGCGAUAAAGCGUCUCCAGUUGGCAGGCCUCCAUCCCAUCGCUAUCUUCAUUAGACCACGCAAUGUUGACAACAUCCUAGAGAUGAACAAGCGUUUCACUGAGGAGCAGGCGAGGAAGACCUUCGACAGAGCUGUCAAACUGGAGCAGGAGUUCACAGAGUUCUUUACCGCUAUCGUCCAAGGCUCGUCUCUGGAGGAAGUGUACUCGCAGGUGAAGCAGAUCAUUGAGGAGCAGUCCGGUCCUUACAUCUGGGUGCCCACCAAGGAGCGACUCUGAAUAAACAUACUACAUGAUCACACACAUCACUCCUUCAACACUUCCUACAUCUCUAAUUUUCUAUUAUCAGCCUGCUUCCUCUCUCUCUUGUACACACAUUACCACACACACACACACACACACACACACACACACACACACAUUUACACAAGCACAUAAAGUCGGACGAGGCUGGGACUAUCUGGGACUGCGACUUCCUGAAGUGGGAGGGGCUAAUGUCUGUCCAGCAGCCUAUUGGUGGAUCUUCCUACAGCUCAGUUCCUUAAUGUUUAAGGAGGUGGUUCAAAUCAAGGCGACACAUACCAUUAUCUGAUUUGAUUUCAUUAUUGUUCUUCUUAUUGUUGUUGUCGUUGUUGUUUUCAUAUUAACGAAGGGUAAUGCAUUCAUGUAUGGGUUUGUAAUGAUAAUAUUGUCACCAAGAGGCAGACUUUUGCACGCUGUAGCUUUAAGAGCAUGUUUUUGGGACAAAAUCUUGAUCUCCCUCCCGGUCUGUCUGUCUGUCUGUCUGUCUUUCCUCACGGCAUUGCUCCCGUUUAGUCUUUUUCUAUCUUUCUCUCAUAUCUCAUCCUUUCCUCCUCCUUUCCCAUUUAGACUACAGACUAUAGGUAUGAGGUGAAAACUUAACGUGCUCCAGCAUUUUGGUAUCAAGGGCCAAAAUUAAACAAUUAUUGUUGAGAGACGUAGCACCAAAAUAGUCAUAUGUAAGACGGGAAUUCUAUGAUUGGGACUCUUGUUGAUAUUAUUUGUAACAAGCAGAAAUUCUCAAUCAGAACUCAAGUAGAAAUCUAAAUUAGAUAGCUUUAAAAUAAAUAAAGUACAAAGCCUCAUAAAGUUUUUUGAGUCCAUUUGGAGCCCUGAGCCUGUAUUUCUCAAAUUUCUGAAAAUAAUGCUAGGUUCUUUGCAAAAGGUAAAGUUUAAGACAUCAUUAUCAAGCGUCUCACUCUUAUUUACAGCAAAGAAAAGAGCAGCUAUCAAGUGAUCAUAUGAUUAAAUAGACAUAUGCUCAAAGUCUUAACAGCCAAUCAGAGAUAAGGAUUUGCCGAACAGCUUCCCUAUUCAUUGUUUUUAAAAAUACUUGCAUUUCAGUCAUUGGUAUGUUAUUCUCCAGGGACUUGUCAUUUUAAUUAUUAAAAGGUUAUUUUUAUUUGUGUGAAAUCCUCAAUAUAUCCAGGUGAAAUGAACAGUAAUCAAUUAAGGGAUGAGAAUCAAGAACUGGUUCCAAUUAAGGACCAGUUCCAACUUGUCUGAUCCAUCAGAAUCGUAAGCCCUUGAGCUUAUUAAUUCAGAGCCGGCAUGUUUUUCAUCAAUCUUGUGUCUGCGUUGCUGGAAACAUGCAACAAAGAGGAGUCAUGGCGGAGAGGGAGAAACAGUCCAAAAUGUGGCUUCAUUUCACAAAGACAGACGACAACAGUGCCGCUAUAAUUUCUGUAGUAUUAUUAUUAUUAUUUCAAGGAAAUAAAGGGUGGAAACACCUGCAGCAUGCUGAAACAUCUGUCUACAUAACAUGGGAUUAAAUUCCAGAAAUGCAAUGUAUUUGAGACUCUACACACAAGUGCCACUGGUUCCCAACCAAGAAACACAUCUGUUACUGAGUGUAAUCAAUAAAAAAUCAGCAGAAUUGAUAAUGGUGUUGCUAUUAAUAGAACUGUAUCAAUUCCCAUCCCUAAAUCAGUACAUUUAGAAUGUAUGAAUAUACAAACAUGGAUUAAAUAACUGGCUAAAAUGUAAACAAAAGGAAAACCAAAACAGGAGCAGGAAAGACAUUUUGCUGUUGGUACACCAGAGAUAACAAGUGUAAUUUAGUGCCACGUUGACAAGUACAGAUAAUGAAGAUGCAUGGAAGGUAACUGCAAACAAAAUCAGUGACAGAUUUAUCUUUGUUGUUUGCAUCCUAAUAAACAUAGAAACAAAGAGAAGAAAACAUGGCGUAGAAUUCUAUUACAUGUUUAAAUCCAAUGCAAAUAAUACAUGUAAAUUCCCCAGUUGGGGAGUAUUAUAUGUCAAAGGAAAUUUGAUAAUAGUUUUCAUAACUGAAAAAAGUGAAGGUUUUUAAGUCUAAUAUUUUAUUUUAAGCUGUUUGAUAAAUACGGGCUCAGAUCCUCUGUUAAAAAAAAUAAUAAUAAUCUAUUACGCAAGUCUUUGUCCAACAUGGGCUUCUCUGCCUCCUCUCCCCCUCUUCUUCCUCUUCGUCCUCUCUGUCUCAUGCCUUCAUCUCUCUCCUCCUCUCGUUCUCCACAUUCACAGUGUGACAUUAGUCGAGCACUCCGGCAUCAAACAGUGUAUCAUCUUCUUCAUCAACACUAUCAUCGCAAUCAUAAUCAUCAGCAUCAUCGUUAUAGCUUUCCUUCUUACUGUAGUUGCACUAAUGAGGGCUGGUUUCUUAAAAGCAUCUUAGCGUGACAGAAUGGAUCCCAGUGUUUCAGGUAUUUGGAUGUAUGAUAUACUUACUUUUCUUUAAGUUGUCAGUGAUUAUUAUGCUGGUUUCAGAGAGGUCUGGGAACUCUUUAUGGUCAUAUGCGGUAUGUCAUGCUACUGUUGCAUAGGUAAAGACAUCAGGUGAACUCCUCUGGUAAAUGCUAUUGUAAAGACUAACUAAUCAACAACAUUAGCUCUUUUUGUUACAGUUUUUUUUUUGUCAUGCUGGAUUUACAAGUUUGAGCCUUUAGUCCCAGUGUGCAUGAAUAACACCUGAAACUGCUCCAUUUGUGACCUUAGUGCUCCGAACGCCACUCCAUAGAUACAGGCACAUGGUGGACAAUCAAAGCGUUAUAUUUUUACCUGUUAUCCAGCGGUGGGUGUGUUUUAAAUGAUCAUGCAGGUGUCUACAGUCUGCCCAGAGAGAUCCAAUUUACUAUUCUUUAUUUCUUUAUUUUGGAAGCACCAUUUUUGGCUUUAUAGGCAACACAGCAUGCAACUUUACAGUACAAGUAGCAUGUGCUUGCUCUGUCAUUCACAUGACCCUUGCUUUGCACGUCUGUUGACUGAGGUGAACACAAGUCACAGAAUAUUUUAAGCUGUACUUGAACAGAACAUAAAAGAGAGAAAACAAAUCUCAUCAUAUUGUGUGAAGGAAAGCACAGGCCUGGGUUAAAACCUAGCUUGAAAAUGACUUUUAUUCUCUUUUUCAGCACUGCAGCUGUUUUGUUGUACUGUUCUUCUUUAUCGGGCCAAUUUACAUUUGCUUAACUGUGUGAGUAGCCUGAAUAUUACUAUGUGUUUUUUCAAGUGGGCCCCUGUUUAGUUUGUACCAUGCAUAAGCACAAGGGCAGCAUUAUUCACAUUUUGCCACACUGUGCUAUGGCACUGAUUGUCUGUGGGGGAAAAAACAUUUAAAGGUCGAGCGUGUAGGAUUUAUGGGCAUCUAAAGGCUGAGGUUGCAGGUUGCAACCAACUGUAACCAGUGUCCCAAGCAUGUAGGAGAACAAGGUGGCUGACGCAAACAAUGCAAACCUAUCUAGAGCUCGUGUUGGUUUGUCCAUUCUGGACUACUGUAGAAACAUGACGGUGCAACAUGAGCGGAUUCCAUGGACAAGGACCUGCUCCUUAUGGCUCAUUAGUUAGUUCAAGCUAAUUAAAAGGUAUUUUCAGGUGAUUAUACACUAAAGAAAACAUACUCAUAUUCUUUUUCUGCCACUAUAUCCCCAUAAAUCCUACACACUGGACCUUUAAAUGUUGGUUUAGCUGUGGGCAAACAUUUUAACUUUAUGGGCAGAUAGCUAAAAUAUGUUGCAUCACAAAAAUACCAUUGAAAUCUCAACUGUCAGCUGGAUAGCAGGUAAAAAAUAACACUUUGGCUUUCCCCUUAAAGCAACUAUAUUCAAUAUUUUUAUAACAAUGUAUGAAAUGACAAAGUGAAAACAAUGUGACAAUGUGAACAGAGAAUUAUCAGCCAAAUCUACAGCUCAUCUCAGCUUUACAGAGCUUCAUACCAAGUUUUCAGUUCAUUGCUUAGCUGGUUUACUCUCAGCACUAACAGUGUUGGUUUUGGCUGCAGCAGGCAGCUGUUUUCAGUUUAAAAAGUUAUAAAAUCCCACUGUACGCUGCCUGCUCGGCCUGCUCAGACAUAGUGAGCGACUAACUGGUAAAUAUAGUGGAGCAUUUAGCAGCUAAAGAGCCAGAUGUUUUGUUCAGGUGUUGGUGGAGACGAAGAACAGAGCUAGAAGAGAGUGAAGUCACAAAUAGGGCUUACCUGAAACAUGACCUCUGGUGUCGAGUGUGACAUUUGAAAUAUCGAGAUGCUUUUGGUAACACAGCCCCUGUAUGGACCUUGUCAGCCACCCACUUCCCAUCUCCAUCGUCAACCCCCGAGGCGAAUCCUCCAAGCUGACUGGAGACCAGAGACACACAGAAAGACCGUUCUGUCAACAGAGUAGCUCUUAGAUCCAAAUAAUAAAUAGUUUUGACCAUACGUGUUUUGAAAGCUUUAAUAUUUCCUCACAGAAUGUCCAGCUAAAUUAUUUCUUUCCAUCUAUAAUCCUCUAUGAAUCCUGUAAACCAGUGUUGUUGUCAGUUGACAGAACCGGACUCUCUGUGUGACUCUGGCUGUGUGUUUUAGCCAGGGGACCAUGCCACUGUCUGUUAGAGUAAAGCACCGAUGCAAAGAAUCUAUUACAGAGAUGGAUCUACAGUAUAUCUAACAUAUUAUAAUAUUUAUCCCUGCUCUAACUGCCUAUUUUGGUACAAAAAAAAUAAAAGUCUUUAUUGAGAUUUACUGAAAUCCCUCGACCAAUGACCACAGAUGAUUAUUCUUUUUGCAUUGUGGAAUGUGUAUGAUUGUGAAUAAGAUAUAAUACCUGCAAAUAUGAAUAUAUUUUCCUUUAUUUCAUCUCUACUGCAGGUUUGUAGUGGUCUAUUGAUGUCUUGAUGGGAAGGUGAAGCAUCUGCUGACUCUUUAAUGAUUUUAAAAAUGUCACUUUAUUUUUUUCUCUCCUGUGCAAUUCAUUUUUUGACAAUCCUUAGCUAGAUAGCAGACAAUGUUUUUUCCAUGAGUACAGCAUGCUAACACUCUCAGCUAGUACCUUUUCACUCUCUGCUAAUAGCUUCUUGCAUAUGACAUCAUACAUUGGUGCAUUGUCCAGAUGGAGGGCAGGCACCUGAAGGAACGACCAACACUGCACAAAUGCUCAUGAUUGUUUACAGCUGUUCCAGUUGACCAUACUGGGAAAAAACAAAGGCCACCUUAAACUUUAAAUUGUAUGGCAUAAAGGGGAGAAAUUAAAGAUUAAAAUAAAGAAAAAUCUCACUGAAAAAUAGCGGCACAUGGAUCAAAAGCCUCCAUUUUCAGUCUGGAUGGGCAGAGUAGACUAACAUCAAACAUAAACAGUAAAGUG
Messenger RNA from Epinephelus fuscoguttatus (brown-marbled grouper), 9520 nucleotides. RefSeq names its product discs large homolog 1-like protein. The record is from RefSeq and is a predicted model, not a curated record. Gene Ontology annotation, molecular function: kinase binding. Gene Ontology annotation, cellular component: neuromuscular junction; postsynaptic density membrane; neuron projection. The transcript has 26 exons. The coding region runs from base 402 to 4190 and encodes 1262 amino acids. Gene Ontology annotation, biological process: neurotransmitter receptor localization to postsynaptic specialization membrane; chemical synaptic transmission. Lineage: Eukaryota; Metazoa; Chordata; Actinopteri; Perciformes; Serranidae.